Messenger RNA from Penicillium brevicompactum, 1803 nucleotides. RefSeq lists its product as uncharacterized. The transcript has 5 exons. The record is from RefSeq and is a predicted model, not a curated record. Gene Ontology annotation, biological process: positive regulation of transcription by RNA polymerase II; meiotic cell cycle. Bases 1 to 1803 code for a protein of 600 amino acids. Gene Ontology annotation, molecular function: DNA binding; DNA-binding transcription factor activity. NCBI's taxonomy places the organism in Eukaryota, Fungi, Ascomycota, Eurotiomycetes, Eurotiales, Aspergillaceae. Gene Ontology annotation, cellular component: nuclear chromosome.
AUGAAUCCCUCCUUACUCGAUUCAUUCUCAUUGAAUGAUCCUGUAACUUCGGAGGGUGAUUAUAUCGGCUCCCAUGUGACAGGCUUUGCGACGGACGAAGACGACAACAGCCAGCGAGUCGGAGGUCUCGCCUCUAUGCCUGACACCAACGGCGUGAGGUACCACGCACAGCAGCCCGCCAUGCAGGAUUUACAAUAUACCGGCUCAAGCGCCCUUGCAAUGACCCCACCAGACUCCUGUCCUGACUCUUUUUCGCCUACAUCUGGUUCUAUCUUCCCUCACAACACUCGGCUUCAGCAUCCCUUCGAUAGGAUGACGGACUACCAACGAGUUCCGCCUCUUCAACCGCCUACUGGCAUGCCAGCAGGUAUGCAGAGCUCAGGGCACGGUUUGAACUCCAUACCAGCCCUAAUGAGCCGCAAUAACCCCUAUGGAUCAUACGCCCUACAGCGUGGGAUUGGAAACAUGAGUUUGCCACUCAUGGGCAUGGGUGAUACAUCGCGCAACCAUGGAUAUUCGGGCACUCCUCGCGCACUGGAUGGUAGCCUUGAUCGAUCUCGAGGCACUAUCUAUCAGCAGUCAAUGGUGGAGUCUUCCCCACGAUCACAGCCACAGGUUGAAGUUCCGCCAUUCGAUGACACGACCUAUCUUGAGACAAUCGUGGCAGAAUUCGGUGGUCAGUAUCAAACAGUGAAGCCAGAAAUCCAGGCCAAGAUGGGCCGCGGGUUCUUCCCAUCAGAUGGCAAAUGGACCUGCUACCGACGCAACUACUUUGCUGUGACUUGUGGCUUUGGUCUUCACCCUUGGCCACCCACUGCUCCUCUUUACAUCCGCAAUCACGAUCAAGGUCUGGAGCCAAUUCGCAGUUUCGCAAUGACUAUCUCAGCAAUUGUUAAUGGUCAAUACAACGAAACCCGGGAGCUCGUUCAGCACACACCAAAACGCGACAAGCAGUCCGAAAGAAAGCCAGGCCGUGUCAUUCUUCAGCCAUCUCCUCCAGCUUCAUUCACAUCAACUUCGGCGGUCAAUGGAAACCUUUCUGGUUUCCCCAUCGGCUCACAAUCUAUGGACUACAACGCUGCGUUCACGGGGGCGCCUCAAUCAUGCCAGCCUCCAACAACCCACAUGUUCGAGCGUAUCCAGUUCCAGAAGGCUACCGCCAACAAUGGCAAGCGCCGUGCCCAGCAACAGUAUUACAAUCUGGUCGUCGAGCUCUACGCUGAGAUUGCUAGCUCGGUCUCAGGUGAAACACAGUGGGUACAGAUCGCACGUCGCCACUCCCACCCCAUGGUUGUUCGUGGGCGCUCGCCGGGCCACUACAAAGAUGGGCGCCGGGGCAGUACUGGCAGCAUGGGUCCUGAUGGAGCGGGGGGUGAUGGAAAUGGGAGCAUCCACUCUCAUGGAUUAGGCCAGACCACCCGAUCACAUCUCCUCAUGUACGAUGCCUCCCACCGAAGCGGGCUUUCUUACGGUAGGGCCGAUCAUCGACAAACGACCAUGAACGAUCAUUCUCCACUCAGCGACAGUCCUCUCAUCUCUUCCUCCUCCUCCUCUGGAUUUGAGUAUUCCAUGAUGGACACUAUGGAUCCUAUGGAUACCAUCAAGUCUGAUCCUUACAUGAAGACCGAUCCCUACCUCAAGACGGAUCCCUACCUCAGGUCAAAUCCUUAUCAGGAUGCGCCUUAUGCAGAGGUUCCCAGCCACCAGCAUCGCCAUUCUAGCACUGGGGGCUAUGACCCUGUCUACUCAACGACUUACAGCCGUUACGAUCCCAUCCAAAACUCGCAGAGCCUAUGCACCUAG